UCGCGAGACGCCCCAAGACUCGCGAGGCGUCGUCCGGGCCCGAGCAAUACCGCGGGUGGCAACAGGCAGCGCUAAGUGCGAGGGCCAUGGGGCGCGGGAGAGCGGUCGUGCCGGGGAAGACGCGGCCUGGGGCUCCGCAUGGCGUCCUUGCCGGGUCCCCGUAAGCUGCUUUUCGCCGGGCAUUAGGAAGCUGGGCUUUCCCCACCCGAAGAUGGAGGCGAAGCGGAAGGAAACGCGCAAGUCGUUGAGGAUCAAAGUCAUCUCUAUGGGCAACGCGGAGGUGGGCAAGAGCUGCAUUAUAAAGCGAUACUGUGAGAAGAGGUUUGUGCCCAAAUACCUUGCAACGAUUGGCAUCGAUUAUGGUGUCACCAAAGUGCAGGUCCGGGACCGAGAAAUCAAAGUGAAUAUCUUUGACAUGGCUGGGCACCCCUUCUUCUAUGAGGUUCGCAAUGAAUUUUACAAGGAUACUCAGGGCGUGAUCCUAGUGUAUGAUGUUGGACAGAAGGAGUCAUUUGAUGCCCUUGAUACAUGGCUUGCUGAGAUGAAACAGGAACUUGGACCACAUGGAAACAUGGAGAACCUUGUGUUUGUGGUUUGUGCCAACAAGAUUGACUGUGCCAAGCUCCGAUCUGUGGAUGAGAGUGAAGGGAGGCUAUGGGCAGAAAGUAGGGGCUUCCUUUAUUUUGAGACCUCAGCACAGACUGGAGAGGGAAUCAAUGAAAUGUUCCAGACCUUCUACUCUGCCAUUGUUGAUUUGUGUGACAAUGGUGGAAAGCGCCCCAUGUCCAGCAUGAGUGUCAGUUUCACCAAGGAGCAGGCAGACACCAUCAGGAGAAUCCGUAGUAGCAAGGACAGCUGGGAUAUGCUGGGCGUCAAGCCAGGGGCUACAAGGGAUGAGGUGAACAAAGCCUAUCGCAAGCUGGCGGUGCUGCUCCAUCCAGACAAGUGCAUGGCUCCCGGCAGCGAGGACGCCUUUAAAGCUGUGGUCAACGCACGAACUGCUUUGCUCAAGAACAUAAAGUAAGGUGGGGAGGAGGCGGCUCUCCUCCCCACCCUCGAGAGCAGGUGAUCAAAACCCUUCCUGAGGAGCCUGCCCACUUCCUGUCCAGAUCAGAGGGCUGCCUUCUGCUUCAUGCAAGCACAGUGGAAGCAAGCCCGGAUGAACCAUGAGAGGCGACUCCCCUUGUCACUGUGUGCACCUUCUUCACCCAAGAAUGGUUUCCUGUACUGUUGCAACUGGCCCAGUGCAGUUUGCUCUCCUGUGAAGGAUCCCCAAGUCCAUCCGAAUGGCAGCUAUAAUGUCCCUUCCUUUUGCCCACAGAGAAGGUGGCCUUGAAUUGAGUUGACACUUAAAGAUGUUUCUUAUGUGUAGAGAGGCUUGUUUCUGUGGUUCUCUCUGUGCUUUGUUGUCCCAGACUUGGUCCUUUACAUUCAGCCUCCUCUGACUUCUCCCUUUCCUGCCCCUUCCAUUGGAAUUGCCUUUGGACCCUCUUCCUCUAAAGGGGUCACGUCAGGCCAGCCAGGCCUCUGCUCUUCCCAUUGCCAGAGCGGCUUAUGGUGGCUGCCUGGGGCCCUUUCUGGGCUUCUGUACUGUAUGUGUGGCAUGGGCACACGUGGCAACUGGGAGGGGAGCAGUGGGAGCCUCCAUGAGCAGAACGUGCAUGGGACCACUGGAGCUGGGGCUCAGCUGGAGGGCUGCUCCACUUGCCACUUGGUGUGUUUACCCCUCCAGCCCUGGGGCCAGCAGAGAGUUCUCCGGACCUCUGGGCUUUUCCCCUUCUCCAUGUUAGUGGUUAAGUCCCAGGCAGACCAAGCUCCUAGAUUGUCUCCAGAAGACAUCUGCUCUAAGCCAGGUACUGCUCCACAACAGACUAGGGAAAGCUGUCGAGCUUGGAUUCAGGAAGUCCCUGAGAUGAAGGAGGCUGGAUUUAGAAUCUUGCCUGCUUCUUGAUUUAUGACUCAAUCUUUGAAUUGCAGGAAACUUCCUUAAGUGCUUAUCAAGCGAGUUUCUUGUCACUUUUUAUUUUUAUUUAUUGUUUGCUUGGAAAUCCUAAAAGUGACAGGGUACAUAAUGAACAAUGCUUCCUGGAAUUGGGACUUGUCUGUAGGACCGGAAAGGAGUUUCUCUCCACUCCCUCACUUGCCUGCAGUGCCGCCCCUGUCAUGGCAUCCCUUGCCAUGGAGAUAGUCUGUCCCAACACAAGACAUAGACGCCUGGAAGAAUUGGGGAUGGGUGAGUGGGCUGAGGCAUUCACAUCCUACUUUGUGGCACAACUCACAUACAGCCCUCCCUUUAUUUACUGGUUACUGGUGUUUCAGAUUUCACAGUAUAACAACUUGGCAAAGGAGAUCCAUCAGGGGUGGGGUGGGGUGGGGUUGGGUGAAGUGCCCAAAAGACCCCAAAUUCUGGGGGAAGGUGUGGCUAUCCCAAAUCUAGGCAACUUUAAAAAAAAAAAGCCUUGUCAGUGUUGGAACUCAGUGUAAAAAUUAUCAUUCUCAAGAUUGCCUUUAUAAAAUAGAGACUGAGUAAGUAAUAUGAGUGGAAUUGCAUCACGGUUGGCUGGCUGCAUGUUUCCCCCCAGAAUCAAGUGUACCUAACACCAUGGUAGAAGACGUAUGUCUAUAUCUUCUUUGUUUGCACCUUGUUUGCUGAUGGGCUAAUUUGACUGGGUGUGUGUGUGUGACCAGCAAGUCUACCUCUCUUUUUCUCCCCCCCCUCCCCCGGGCUAUCUGGAACAUCUCAGAACUGUGGAACUGGAAGUGGGGAAGAGAGAGGGAGAGGCACACCCGAGUGAGUAAUUUUGGAGUCUUCUUCCUCCUGCUCUUAUGCUUGUUUUGCUUCCUCUCGUCCUUACAAUGAAUUAAUGUGCUGAAGGGAAAGGAAUUGACCGUGGUCUUUGUUGGGGAGGCGGAGAUCUGGCACUUCAGAGGGGAGGGGACUUGCUCUGAGGCCCUGCAGUUGCCUCCCCUCAGUCUAAUGAAGUGACCUUUGCCACCUGCGAGCUUCAGAGGAUGACUUUCAGAAAGCAAUUGUGAGAGCACCAAAGGUUCUCUCAGGAGAGGCCCUACGAUUCGUUCUCUGCAGCCUUCUUUCCUGAGAUUUCUCUGAGCUGGAGGGGGAGGAAGUUCUCUCCUCUCCCAACCUUUGGUCAGAGAUGGUCAUGGAUGAGCCCUGUGGGCUGCGCUGCCAGGCAGGUCUUCCCUCCCUCAGGACAAUGCAAUUGUCCCCCCCCCCCCAUCUCCAGCCAAAAUGAGGCUCUACCCUGCAAUGUUCUGUAUAAAUAGAUAUUAAUCCAUAUCUGCACUUUAAAACACUGAUGCCAUCUCUUACUUUGGGCAAGGGUUUUAAGCUUGUAGACAUCUGUGCAUUCCCCCUGGUGUUCCCCCUUUUAAAAAUGGAGCUUGAUCGUCUGACCAUUGUAAAUGCCUUGUAAUGUAAACUCCCUGUGAAUUGAUGGGUUGCUGUGUUUUCUUGCAUUUGCACUUUUCUGCCUUCUGUGUUGUGCAUAUUGUGUGGCAUUAUUGAGGUCUGCCUUCACCCCUGCACCCUCAGACGCUACCUCCUGUUGAGCUUUUGACUCCUUGAGCUCCCAUCUGCAGCCCGUCCUCUGAGCAGGCUGUAUGUACGCUCCAGUCCCUACAAUCUGGACAUACAAGGGCAUUGCAGCCCUUCUUGGUUACCUCAAUAGUUGGUGCAAUUGACAAGGGACUGGAGCUGGCCAUUGAGCCUGCUCUAAAUGCAGAGCUGCCCCAAGGAAAAGUGCCAUUCUUUUUCUUGGACCCCGGGAAACAGCUGUCCACAUCCCUGCCUCUUUCAGGUCUGACAAUAUUCCUACCACCAUCCCACCCCUGGGUUGUGCACUUAUAGAAAUGGACAAUCAACACUGCCCAGGAUGCUUGAAACUAUAAACUGGAGAAAUGAAAUGAGACAUCUUGGCUAAUACAAAUGAUAAUGUGGGUGUUUCUCCACCUGAAGGCAGAUGUUUCCUUGGUUCUAUUCUUGCAUUCUUUCCCUUCCUUUUUGGGUGCAAGAGCCUCUCCAGCUUCAUCUCUGCAAGUCCGUUUAAGCUACAUCCAGUUGUUUUUGCCGAGCAAAUAUCAUUGGGAACUCUCUGCUCUGUAAUGUGAAGCUGCUUGGUUAAGGUGGCAAAAUGCUGCCUCAUCUGGGGGGGAAAAAAAACCCAGUGUGAAGAGAGCAGAGCAGCAAAUAUUAUGACAGGGAUAUCGCUGGGACAGAGCCUGUGCCUGGGAAGCUGUGCUCUCGAUUUGACGCUGGCAUGCUAAGCUGGAUGUGUGGAAGCCAGAGAAAUGGGGACCUGCUCAAGGGCUGCUGACCUCUUUUGGCUGCUUCAGCUGUCCAGCCUGCAUGCUCAAUCCGCCUGAGGCUUAGAUGGGCAGAGAGGGAAUCAGCAUGCCAAGAAGGGCACUAGUGCAAGCAGAGGGCUGGGUGUGUGUUUGUGUGUGUCAGGCAUGCAUCCGCCCUCCUUUCAGAGCCUUGAGUGGUAAUGACCUUGUAAGGGAAUUUCCUGCCCUCUAUCAGGAUUUACAUGCAAAAAUGAUCCCUUCCCAAUCCUUACUGUUGAAAGAGAAAAAAGCCCCAGUGCCAGAUAGAUAAAUUCCAAGCCAUAAAGGCAGGGAGCUCUUUCAGAAGCAUUUUCUAUUGUUCAGAGACUGGCCCAACCUUCCUUAUGUGACACGGAUGUGAAUGCACUGUACAGUAUUUACUGUUACACAAAAGGGCCCUCACUGUGGAUCCGCUGAAGGUAUAGGCCGACCUAACAAGCCAAUGGAAAAUACUGGAAUGCUGACACCUGCAUGUUCUUGUAUAGGAAACCUUUUGUUCUUUUGAAGUUCUGUAUUUUUUUACAAAAUUAAAUCAGAUUUAAAACCG
Molecule: messenger RNA, 4891 nt
Organism: Hemicordylus capensis (graceful crag lizard)
Lineage: Eukaryota; Metazoa; Chordata; Lepidosauria; Squamata; Cordylidae
Gene: DNAJC27
Product: DnaJ heat shock protein family (Hsp40) member C27
Exons: 7
Coding region: 212-1024 (270 amino acids)
Biological process (GO): phagosome-lysosome fusion
Cellular component (GO): lysosome; late endosome; phagocytic vesicle
Molecular function (GO): GTP binding; GTPase activity
Source: RefSeq, a predicted model, not a curated record